Panicum virgatum (switchgrass) is the source of this 816-nucleotide messenger RNA. RefSeq names its product zinc finger protein GIS-like. The record is from RefSeq and is a predicted model, not a curated record. Gene Ontology annotation, biological process: trichome morphogenesis; response to gibberellin; trichome differentiation. Gene Ontology annotation, molecular function: DNA-binding transcription factor activity. The transcript has a single exon. NCBI's taxonomy places the organism in Eukaryota, Viridiplantae, Streptophyta, Magnoliopsida, Poales, Poaceae. The coding region runs from base 1 to 816 and encodes 271 amino acids.
AUGAGCGAGCGAGGUGCCCAAGGUUCAUCCAAUGCCGCUGCGGCCGCGAGCAUCAACUCGUUCUCGCAGCUUCCAUUCAUCCGCCUCGCCGGCCGCGACAAACCGCCGCCGCCCACCUCCAACCCAGCGGCGCCCAUCCGGCUGUUCGGGUUCGACGUCCCGCGGGGCGCUGCCACGGUCGUCGUCUACCCCUCCGUCGCCAAAGAAGCCGGCGCCGCCAAAGAUACCACCACCACAGCCGCGGAGGCGGCUGCCCAGGUGGCGCCGGGUCUGGGCGCAAUCGGCGACGGCGGCGCAGGGGGCCGGAGGUUCGAGUGCCGCUACUGCUGCCGGAACUUCCGGACGUCGCAGGCGCUGGGCGGGCACCAGAACGCGCACAAGCAGGAGCGGCAGUUCGCGAAGCGGGCGCGCUUCCAGACGGCCAUGGCCAUGCGCCACGGUCAGUACUACCCGCUCCCGCUGGACCCCGCCCGCCUCUACCCGAGCUACGCCGGCUUGCCGCCACCGCCGCCGCCGCCGCACUACCCCGCGUGGGCAGGUGCUGCAUAUUACAUCGCGCCAGGGUCCAAGCUCUGGCGGCCCUGUGCCGGCGGCGUCGUCGUUGGUGCGGGGACGACGACGCAGUUGGCUACGCGGCGUCAAGAUCGGCCACCUCUGUCUUUGAUCGGGCGACACCAGGCAGUGGUGGUGGCGGGAGGUGCAGGCUCGGCAACGCUCUCGCAGUCGACCUCCUCAUCGUCAUGGUCCACUUCGCCGCAAGAAGUCCCCACCCUACCGGAGAUAAAAGAGAAUGUGAGCUUGGAUCUAAGUUUGUAG